This is a messenger RNA of Aphidius gifuensis, 950 nucleotides long. Its product is annotated as lipopolysaccharide-induced tumor necrosis factor-alpha factor homolog. The record is from RefSeq and is a predicted model, not a curated record. The transcript has 5 exons. Bases 294 to 803 code for a protein of 169 amino acids. Gene Ontology annotation, molecular function: zinc ion binding. NCBI's taxonomy places the organism in Eukaryota, Metazoa, Arthropoda, Insecta, Hymenoptera, Braconidae.
CAAUAAGGUUUAUUCAUACUAGAAGAAUUUAAAACGAAUAUAAAAAAAUUAUUUUAAAUAAUAAAUGCUUGCUCAUCGCUUGUCGAUCGAGUGGAAUCAAUCAUUCUUAUCAGCGUUUUUAAUAGAUAAAAUUAUUUCACGAUAAAUUUAAUAUCCAACAUACUGUAAUGUCUUGCGGUAAACGUUUUGCACCCUCAAUAUUUUACUUAAGCCGGGACUAUUAUCGGCUGACAUUACUUUUAAUUUUAAUAACCAUUUUGGCCGACCAAUAAGAUUAUAGUAACUUGAGGAAAAUGGAAAAUGGACCAAGUUGUAAAACCGAACAUCCCCGAAGGAUCCCCUCCUACCCUAAAGGAUCAAGGGAUCGAACAAGAUUCUGGCAGUUAAUAUCCAGUAAAAGUAAAUUAAAAAUUCAAGUGUUAAAUAUUAUGGAAAAACAAGCACCACCACCUUACAACUAUGAAGCACAGCAUAUGCCUAUGCCCAUGCCUAUGGCUGUGCCUGCUAUGAAUCCAUAUAAUCAACAUGCAUCUACAUCAGUGGAUCCAAUCGUUCGUGUGGCACCAAUGGUUACCCCAUUGGACAAAGAAUCAACAAGAAUGAUUUGUCCUCAUUGUAGAGUUACAAUUGAAACAACUGUUGAAAAAAAUCCAAGUACAAUGGCUUGGAUUUCUUCAUUGAUACUUUGUUUAACUGUUGGUUAUUGUGGAUGUUGUUUAAUUCCAUUUUGCAUGGAUGAUUGUCAUGAUGUUAAACAUACAUGUCCAAGUUGUGGUGCAUUUUUGGGUGAACGACGAGCAUAAUUUGAUUAUUAAUUAUUAUAAAAUUUUAACAAUUUAUAAUUAAUAUAAAAAAAUAAAUAUUUAACUGCGUAUCUGCAUUAUUGAUUAAAUUUUUGUUAUCAGUUUUAUUGAUACACCUAUCGUGACAAUGAUUUGCAAAUAUAUGUU